Messenger RNA from Cyclopterus lumpus (lumpfish), 1839 nucleotides. RefSeq names its product zinc finger, MYND-type containing 19 (gene zmynd19). The coding region runs from base 216 to 899 and encodes 227 amino acids. The transcript has 6 exons. The record is from RefSeq and is a predicted model, not a curated record. NCBI's taxonomy places the organism in Eukaryota, Metazoa, Chordata, Actinopteri, Perciformes, Cyclopteridae.
CAGCUCGGCUUUCCUACGCCAGCAGCGGUGUGUCACCGAGGUUGGGCUGCCGCCGGAGAGACUCGGAGUCAGGGCGAACACCCAUCCAGUUAACCCAAACUGGCAUCGCAUAGGGGCUAAGGGGCGGCCCCGGCGAGUUUUAAACCCGACUGCAGCGUCGGUUGGAUCCUGCGCCUCUCUCUCUCUCUCCGUCGCCACCACCACCCGUCCUCCUGAUGUCGGAUUUCAAGCUCGGGAUCGUGCGGCUCGGCCGUGUGGCCGGGAAGACAAAAUACACACUGAUUGACGAGCAAGACAUACCGCUUGUGGAAAACUAUGCAUUUGAGGCACGCAUGGAGGUAGAUGCGGAUGGCAAUGGAGCUAAGAUCUUUGCCUACGCUUUCGACAUUGGCAAAGGCCGCUGGGCAGGAAGGCCUUUGCAUGAGCUGCUCUGGGAGAAGCAUAGAGGAGGCAUCGCCCCCAGUUUUCAAGUCAUCCACAUCAACUCCGUGACGGUGGACAACAGGCUAGACAACCUGCGACUGGUGCCAGUGGGCUGGAGCCCCAAGCCGGAGGAGAUUUCCAGCAAACAGAGAGAGCAGUCUCUGUACUGGCUGGCCAUCCAGCAGGUACCAGCUGACCCUGUGGAGGAGCAAUAUCUGGAGCUGAGCCGCACACGCUACUACAACGCUAAUGGGGAGCUGGUGGAGGAAGAGGAGUGCUCCUGCACCUACUAUGAGUGUCAUUAUCCUCCUUGUUCACUCAUUGAGAGGAGGCUCCGCGAGUUCAACAUCUGCGGUCGCUGCCAGGUGGCGCGCUACUGUGGCUCCCAGUGCCAGCAGAGGGACUGGCCCGCCCACAAGAAGCAGUGUCGCGAGCGCAAGCGGGUGCUGGCUCUUGAGUCAGAGCCCGAACGAUGAUCUGCCCUUGCCUGGGAGAGGAGCAGGGAAAACAGUGGGGGUGGGGUUGGACUUAUGGGAGGGGAGUGGGGAUGAAGUGCAAAAUUGGGGAAAUUGCUGACAAGAGACUAACAACUGAGGACAAUGUUGGUUGCUUGAUUGUUUGAUGGAUUCAGGUGGUAAGAAGAUGGAUGGGAAGGAGAAUAAAGCAAAAAAGACAUUUGCCACUUUCCAGAACUGGUAAUGCUCCAUAGCUUGCUUGCUGGAUGAUGGGAAACGGUAUUAUUAUUUUAUUUUUUUUGUCAUUAUUUUUCUUGAGGGGGGGAGACCCUCGAGAUCUACCUGCUGCUAUGGUUUUGUAUGUGGGGGGGGGGGAGUUGUCUUGCUGAUGACCUGGACAAGCUUAUUUGGACCACAAUAUAGACAGUCGUCGUCAUCCACUUUAGUUCCUCCACCCAGCCGCUGGGUGUGGUGAUGUCUGGGCAAACGGGGGACCCAGGGGCUGCAGUACCUGUUGUUCAACUGGUACAAUGGGACAUGGACCUUUUCACUGUAUUGCUCCCUCUCUGACCUCUGCACACAGCUGCUGUCUUCAUGGUCAUCGUCACCUUAGCCGCCUCCCUGUCUGUUGUACUCCCCACGCAGCCAACCAGGACACACAUCAGAUGGAUUUCACUGAUUGAAUCACACUACCAGUAUUGAGUGUGGAAGUGUGUGUGUGUGUGUGUGUAUAUGUAUGUGUGUGUGUGUGUGUGUGUGUGUGUGUGUGUGUGCUGCCAAUAUGUACUGAAGGACAUUGAAACGGUCAACAUUGGUUUCGGGCAGGGUUAAUGUAUGUAUUUUCUCUUCUUAAAGGGGCCAUAUUACACAGUUUUAAAUUUCAUAUUUAAUCGUAAAUUGAUGGGUUAAAUAUUUUCACUGUUCUAUAAUAAAGUAGCUGCCAAAUAAAGGCAAAACAUUU